GCGGGGUAGGUUUCCGGUGCUUGUGUUCACUGUGGAGUGGCUCGCUUUGGCUCGGUUCGGCUCGGUCCGCGACAGAGCAGCAUCUGCAGCGUGGGCAGUGCAGAACCAGCGUGUGACCGCGGAGGAACCAUGGCGGCCCCUGCUCUCUCCGGCCGGGCUGGCUCGUCGGGCAGCCUCGGGAACAGCCCCACCAUGGCCGCCGGGAGGCUGCCGCACGGCAGCGGGCCCGAGCUGGACUUCAGGUCGGCGGCCCGCAUGGAGGACCUUAACCGGCUCAUCCAGGAGUUCAGCAAGCACGACCAGCGGGAGUACGACGACCAGCGGGCUCUGGAGAUCCACACGGCCAAGGACUUCAUCUUCUCCAUGCUGGGAAUGGUCCAGAAGUUGGACCAGAAGCUCCCAGUGGCCAACGAGUACCUCCUCCUGUCAGGAGGCGUUCGGGAGGGCGUGGUGGACAUGGACCUGGACGAGCUGAGCAUCUACGCCCGCGGCACAGAUUACGACAUGGACUUCACCCUGUUGGUCCCUGCGCUCAAACUCCACGACCGCAACCAGCCGGUGACCCUGGACAUGAGGCACUCAGCGCUGGGCCACUCCUGGCUCAGCCUCCGGCUCUUCGACGAAGGAACCAUCAACAAGUGGAAGGACUGCUGCACCAUUGUCGACCACAUCAACGGCACCACCAACUACUUCUUCUCCCCAACACUGGUGGCUGACUGGUUCUAUCAGUCCAUCUCCCUGGUGCUGCUGGAGGUGCAGAAGAAGCCGCAGAGAGGAAUGCCAAGGGUGGAGAAGGUGGAGCGGAACGGCACCAUCAUCUCCGUCAUCCUGGGCGUCGGGAGCAGCCGGAUGCUCUACGACAUCGUCCCCGUGGUGUCGUUUAAAGGGUGGCCGGCCGUCGCUCAGAGCUGGCUGAUGGAGAAUCACUUCUGGGAUGGGAAGAUCACCGAGGAGGAGGUGAUCAGCGGUUUCUACCUCGUCCCCGCCUGCUCCCACAAAGGCCGCAAGGAGAACGAGUGGCGCCUGUCGUUCGCCCGCAGCGAGGUGCAGCUGAAGAAGUGCAUCUCAUCCAGUCUGAUGCAGGCGUACCAGGCCUGCAAAGCCAUCAUCAUCAAGCUGCUGUCCCGCCCCAAAGCCAUCAGCCCCUACCACCUCCGCAGCAUCAUGCUGUGGGCCUGCGACCGCCUCCCAGCCAACUACCUGGCGCAGGACGACUUCUCCGCCCACUUCCUCCUGGGCCUGAUCGACGACCUGCAGCACUGCCUCGUCAACAAGAUGUGCCCCAACUACUUCAUUCCUCAGUGCAACAUGCUGGAGCACCUGUCGGACGAGACGGCCAUGCUGCAUGCCCGCAAACUCUCCUCCGUGCGCUCCGACCCAGCCGAGCACCUGCGCACCACCAUCGAGCACGCCAAGGCCGCCAACAGGCUGACGGUGGAACUGCAGUGGCGGGGCAGCACCAACAACCUGCCGUCGCCGCAGUCCGACGCCGGCGGAGAGAACCAGCCCGACGACCGGCUGGCCAAGAAGCUUCAGCAGCUCGUCACAGAGAAUCCGGGCAAAUCCAUUUCGGUCUUCAUCAACCCGGACGACGUCACGCGGCCGCAUUUCCGCAUCGAUGACAAGUUCUUCUGAGACUGACCACCUCCUCCUCCCUCUCAGCCUUUCUCCUCCUCGCCUUGUCCCCGCCUCCUCUGAAACUUUGUUUUUUAAUUUUUUUAUGUUUCUCUGCCACAGAGUGAAGUGAGGUGAUCGUCUAGUCGUGUUUGCCACAAUUUUUUUAUUUUUUAUUUUUCUAUUCCCGUCCCCGCCCCCUCCUCUUUCACUGUGUGCCCUGUGGUUUUUACCUGCUGAAUGCCUUUUACAGACAGCUGCACAGCAGCAGGUUGUUUUACAAAUGAAGGAAGAGGUGAAAGUCCACCUUCAGCCGGCUCUGCUGCUCCAGUGUUAGUAGUUUGUAGUUCAAUAUAAUUAUCAGGGAUCCUGGAAAUGAGACGAGUCCACCGACUCCUGAAAUCGUGACUCGUGUCUCACGUCGGACUCGCUGUCGUUUAAAUUUGGCGCUGAAGCUCUGACGGCAGAAACGACGUGAAAACGAGGAGCCGGGCUAAAAUCAGCUGCUUUGAUACCAAUGUGGGAAUUUCAGUGCUGGCGUGGCCAAAACUUCCGUUUUUAUUUGAUUUUUACUUUUCUGUGAUAUAGUGAAGAACAAUCAGAAGCAUUUCAUAAAUAAAUAAAUCCCACUUCUGCAAAGACUCAGCAUUUCCACUGUUCACCCGUGUUCUUCAGGCCUUCUGCAGUUCUCAUGUUGGACACCAGCUGAAUUCUGAUUGAUGGAGAUCUGAUGCUGAGCUUUUCAGUUUGUGGACUCGAGCUGUUCCACCUGCUCGUUAAAGACCAGACAAACUAAAGCUCCUCAAAGACCAAUUUCUCCCAACAAUUUAGGAGGAAUUUGGUGACAAUCUGUUUGUUUUCCAGCACGAUGAAGCUCCAAGUGAUUACUAAGGCUCAGAGAUCAUCACAUUCAUAUUUGGAUCCAUGCAUGGAUCAUUGAUGAGGCAGGACUGGAUUUGUCCAGCAGAGAACUGCAGGAGUCAUGAAGGUCGGUCUAAAUACUGACUCAGUGCAGAAAAACCGAAGAGAGCACAAAACACAAACGUUUGGCUCGUUAUUCCUCCGUGACGUCAUCAGCUGCUCUUCACCUCCACGCGCUCGUUCCUCGCGAUGACACGAGUACGAGAAGGUUUUCAUAAUUAUGAGCAAGUUUCUCAAAAUAUCUCAUGACUCGUUUUCUUAUCCAAACCAAACGGCAAAUUUUCGCAGCAGCUCGGCGUCGAGCACGAUUUUAGCCCAAAAGCAUUUCAGAGCUCGCUGAUUGGACGGCGGAUGCUUUCAGGAGCUGCGGACAGCCUGAAGUCUCACAUCAAGGAGCAAAAGCAGCAGAGCUCGGACGAAGGUGGAUUUUGUCCCUCUGAGGAAUGUCUUAGUCCCACCGCGGGACAACGAUGAUGAUGAUGAUGGUACUAACGUCUUAGAAACUAACUGUAAAUAGGAACAAAGUGACUGAACUCUGAUGUGUGUAGGCAGAAGGAGGAAUAGACUGACGAUGGUUUGUGGACUACUUUUCGUCUAAUUUUGCACAGAAUGUAAAAAAAACAAACACAGCCGUGUUUCCUCUCGAUGGCGGACGCCGUGUCCUCCUCAUUCUCGAAUGAUGAUGUAUCAUAUCAGUUGAUGGUGACACUUUACUGAGGGGUGGUCGCAGUGCACGCUGUAGAUGUUCUCAUUAACCGGCGGAGCUGCAGUGAUUGUGAUUGGUCCAAAGACGCAGCUUCCCCUGAUGGAGUCGCACGGCUGAGCUGCCGGUUGGUGUUGCAUCUUGUUCACGCUCACAGGCUCACGUUGUGCUUCGCCGACAGGCGCCCUGGAUCCCGUGUAGUUUGCGAUGUUUUCCCAGUUUUCCUCAUUUCAGUUUGUUUUGAUGUUUCGAGCCUCAGCGUAGUUCAGAAUCCUUCCGAACAUUCCAGGGUCCAGAUCCAGACGGAUGGCGUGGCUCAUGGUCCUGAUGGGGGCGCUGUGGGUUUUGGGCCUGUGGGUGUGAGCGAGGCGUAACAGUUUGGGACGUGAAGCUCGCAGCAGCGUUUCUGUUUACCACUCAGGUUAAUCUGCUGACCACAGUCAGUAACGUGUCACUCCCGGCUCGAUAUCACCGGCCUGGCUCGCCACUUCCUCUUUCUCCAUCUUGUUUGUUUUGAUCACUAUUUAAUAAGCUUCACUGUAACCUCGGUUUUAUCUUAUUUCUAACCUGACUGAUGUUUUCUCCGCAGCUGCUUCUUUGUGUUUGGAUGUCGAGGGUUCGGCUCCCCUUCAGCGCCACCAGCUCGCCACGUGAUCAUCGGCCUUUCAGAUCGCUCACAAAACAUUGGGACCAAAUCCCAGUUGGGACUUUUUACACUCCAACUGUAGGUGGAGGUUUGGUCUGAUGGAGCUCCUGGUUUCUGUUUCUGACACAGACACAGUGACUGUGCAGUAAGCUAAUGCUGUUUGGCUCCAGAAACCACCGAUUAUGUGGCGAGCCUCAGUUUGGAGCUCAGUCAGCUCGGCUGUGGGAUGUGUCUAAUGAGAUGGUGGUGUGAUGUCAUUACCACCACCUCUACAAGGGUGGGUUUUUUUAGCAAUGUGAACUUCUGGAAGCCUACUGAGGGGCACAAAUCAUCACAGAUUUAGCCACAUGACCAUCAAACAUGUUUAUAUACAAGGAAAAGAAAAAUGUGCUCAGUUUCAUAUUAUCUCAGCUUCAGUCUCGGUGACACUUGCAUAUUGUUUACCGAGUCAGAGCCUGUGCUCAGCUCUGAUUGGACAGCUGAAACGCGACUGCAGUUAUUGCAAUCAGCACUACAUGCGAGCAGCUCACUACAGCUUCAAAACACUAAAACAGAUAUUUUUGAUCUCCUGACAUAAACGAGCUUCGGUGACAUCAGCCGCCUUGAGGAUUCGACUGCGCGCCGACGUGUUUGAGCCGCAGCUGGUUGUGCUGAAGGUGAGUCGUCCCAGGUUUGUUUGUGUUUUUGUCAAAGUCUGAAACAUUUCCAGGAAAAUGCAAAAAACCAGAAAAGAAUCUGCAGACAAUGUGAUCUCCAUAUCCUCAUCCUCAAGUGCAAUUAGUGAACGCCGAACAAGUACACACUUAUACAAACGCACGUAUACGUCAUGUAGCAUUAAGACACUGAAGUAAGUUAAAGCUGAACGGUACACUGCUCCGCCGACCCCACAGACCCACACUGACACUCCCACUCAGAGGUUUUUCACACCAUCAAAGUGCCACACCACGCUCUCCUGCUCGGUGGAAAUGUAAUCAGUGUGUUCUUCUGAGCUCCGUGACUUUUGACCUUACUGCUUUCUCUAUUUGUUGAGAACCUUUUGACUGUGAGUUUUUAUUUUUCUGUACCUCGCUGCUCUGCUUUGUUAUGACGAUGGAUUUCUUUAUGCAACGUAGACGUGGGUGGGUGUAGCCCUUCAGAUGGCAGCUCCUCCCCAUCUGUGAAGGUUCUUCGCUGGAUUUCACUGUACAGUCGAGUCACUAUAAAGUCUUUUAAGCUGAAUUUCUCUCUGUAUGUCCUCAGUGAGUCUUUUUCAAAUUUAUAUCUGAAGUUCUAAAUAAAAUUAAACCUUAGUUUACAUUUCAUGAAAGCAAAAACAGUUAACUGAAGUUCUGUAUCAACUUCAGUCCUUAAUAAGUAUACCUGACAUCUCAGUGUCAUCAGCAAAGUACAUUAAACUGCCGAAUAUGAGCAUCAGACCUUGGAAAGGGUCUCGACUCCACAGAGUAAAUCAGGCUGUCAUCUGCACAGCGAUGAAGAUCGAUUCUGUUAAAGAGUGUGGCUGAGAAGAAGAACAUGAAUCUGAGGUGUUCGAGUGUUUGAAGGAACACAAGAAAAUUUAAGAUUUGGUCAACAAGGCCUCACAAUUGAACCCUGGAUUGGCUCAUUAGCUCGUGUGAUUUGUUGUACAAAAUUUGCAUUGUACAGAUUUAUUUAUUUUAAUUAUACUACAGUUUUUUCAGAUAGACUAGAAUAAAGACGGAGGCCCCAGGAUCAAACGAAGGAUGACAUUUAAGUUAAACAGGGAACUGUUUAUUUAUUAGUACAGUAAGUGUGUUGGACCGUAGAAGAUGAAGGAAAUGUCUUUAUCAUCUGUGUAGUUUCCAAAUAUAAGAGCCCAGAAUUGAUUCUUGGAGGAAAGUUAUAUAAUGACAGAGGACAGAUCAUCAUCUGCAUAGAACUGAGUAAGAAUCUGAUAUCUUAUUGAAUAUCUGAAAGUUCAUAAUUUAAUCCUGUCAACAGAUAUUAAUGAUAUAGUGAUGAUCUGUUAAUAAAUAGAUCCAAUAGGCCAUAUAAUACUCUGAGAGAGGAGAACAUCUGGGAAGUGCACAUGCUGAGUCGAACCCCGGAGAACAUCCCUGAGUAAGACAUUGUGUCACGUUUAUUACACACAGCAUGUGUGUGUGAGGUCACAACAUGAACGUCUGCUAUCGUGUGCCCAAUUUUUUUCCAUGUAUGGAUAGAAAACCUUCCUGUUGACCAAAGUUUAAAAUGUUGAGCAUAGAAAUGGUGAUUUACUAUAAUCAUGCUAUUUAAUUCUUCUAUAUAAAGGUGAUAAUUUCUGGAUACAGAAUAAGGAAAUGCAGCCUUGUUUGCAGAUGAUGGCACACAUAAGGUAACGUGUGUGCUACGAUAAAGACGCUCAGUCUGCUGGGAAUGAAGCGAAGCAGAAUUUGACGUCAUGCACGUGGUUGGUGCUGCAGGCUGUUAAAAUAACGUAUUUAUAUUAAAAUGACAUCAUAAGUCACAUGGCCUCUGUGACACUUAAGACUCAGACACUUUUAAAAACCAUCCAGACUAAAGGUUUCAAUCGGCCACUCAAACACAUCGUCUAAUUAACCCUCAGACAGGGUGAGCUGGUGGAGUCCUUCACUUCAUCCUUUAAGCAGUUUCCUCUCUCGACCACCAGGGGGAGCAGCUCGCUCUGUGUGAGCGGGUGUGAUGGAGGGAGCUGUCAUGUGAACGGAGGCUGUUUGUGCACACAGUGACUUUAUCUCCUGUAAUGUGGAACUACUGUUGUAAAUAGCACUUGAUGAAA
Molecule: messenger RNA, 6639 nt
Organism: Oreochromis niloticus (Nile tilapia)
Lineage: Eukaryota; Metazoa; Chordata; Actinopteri; Cichliformes; Cichlidae
Product: protein MB21D2
Exons: 2
Coding region: 130-1635 (501 amino acids)
Source: RefSeq, a predicted model, not a curated record